AUGGCCAAGAUUCUACAGGUAUGCAAAUUAAUGGUUUGGGAUGAAUGCACAGUGGCCCAUAAGAGGUCACUGGAGGCGCUGGAGAGAACAUUGAAAGAUCUUCGUGACAAACAAAAUAUUUUUGGUGGGGCAAUGAUUCUGUUGUCAGGUGCUUUUCGUCAGACCUUUCCAGUUAUUCCCCGAUCAACUGUUGCUGAUGAACUAAAUGCAUGCCUAAAAUCAUCGAAUUUGUGGCAGUACGUAGUAGACACUCCACUUAACAUGCGAGUGUUUUUGCAACAUAAUGAAACCGCAAAUGUGUUUGCCAAGCAGUUGUUAGAUAUUGGAAAUAAUAAAGUUGCAAUGGACAACUCGACCGGAUUCAUCACAUUACCAACAGAUUUCUGUCACAUCAAAGAUUCAAAAGAGGAGCUUAUUCAGCGGUUUUUCGAAGAUAUAGUGCAAAAGUUCAAAACCAUAAUAUUCGCAAUAUUGGUAGCGAAAAAUAAAAAUGUCGAUGAUCUCAAUGCGACCAUUCAGAAUUUUCUUCCAGGACAGUUGGUUUACUUCAAAACAGUCGAUACCGUUAUGAACUAG
Molecule: messenger RNA, 576 nt
Organism: Eupeodes corollae
Lineage: Eukaryota; Metazoa; Arthropoda; Insecta; Diptera; Syrphidae
Exons: 1
Coding region: 1-576 (191 amino acids)
Biological process (GO): DNA repair; telomere maintenance
Molecular function (GO): DNA helicase activity
Source: RefSeq, a predicted model, not a curated record